GUGUACGUAGACUCGAUCGCUGGAAGCCGGGGGCAUCCGCCUCUCGUGGAUCGCAUCGGUGUCUGGAUUCACCUACUUCAAGCUGCUAGCACAAACCGUUGUUAAACAAAGCAAUCCUAGUUUGCAUAUCCUUGCGAAGAUUGCGACUUUGACACCGAGGACCCUGAGACGAGGCAAAAGUUCACACAACCCGCGCCCAAAACACGGAUUAAGAGCGAGGAAAUAAGCUUGUGGCCAACACCGUCGUGUAGCCUUCAUCGCGUAUCACCCCUUGGAGACAAGCUGGGGCGCCUGCUUGUGUUGCUGAUCACAUUAACCACCAUGGCAGCCAACGCGGCCGAGCUAGGGAAAGACACGCCGGAGAGCACGUGGAAGCAGGUUCUGAGCACGGAGGAGUAUCGUGUGCUGCGGGAGAAGGGCACGGAGCGGGCCGGCACGGGCGUGUACAACAAGCACUUCGACGACGGCGUGUAUCGGUGCGCCGGCUGCGGCACACCCCUCUACACGUCCGAGACCAAGUUCAACAGCGGCUGCGGCUGGCCCGCCUUCUACGACGAGAUCCCGGGCGCCGUGGAGCGCCACGUGGACGUGAGCCACGGCAUGAAGCGCGUUGAGAUCACGUGCGUCAAGUGCGGCGGCCACCUGGGCCACGUGUUCGAGGGCGAGGGCUUCCCCACGCCCACCAACCAGCGCCACUGCGUUAACAGUGUCAGCAUCAAGUUCGAGCCCAAGCAGAAGCUGUGAGCGGGCGCUCGGACCGGCUGGGCCUAUCGUACUGCCAUAUUGGCAGGUGGUGGGAGGUGGUCGUUGGAGUGCUGGCAGCUCCAGGAUGGUGUGUGUGGGGUGGGGUGCGGUGGGGGUUAACGUUGAACCAAUCCCCUAAGGACACAGUCGCGCGGUGGGGUGGGGUGGGGUGGGGUCCGGAGUGGGUCCAAUGGUUCUGGGGUUGGGUCAUUGGUAUCUGGGGUGCGGCAAUGCUUCGAUGGUCUGAUUUGGGCCCAGUCACCUAUUGCUGACGGUUGAGGCCGACGCAUCUGACGAUCUGGUGCAGAGAUUCAUUUGAGCGUUGACCACCCUGGCGUUGGCAGUUGAGCGUUGACCCUAUGCCUCGCCUGUCGCCACUUCGGGGAUGAAUGCUCAUUUUGGUCAGGGGCGAGGCGUCUUGAGGAUCUGGUGCAUGAAGUCCAGAUAAGCGUUGACAGUUGAGCGUUGACCCUAUGCCUUUCGCAUGGCCAGCCGGGGUGAUUGCUGGGGUGAUGUAAGUUCGCUUAAGGGGAGAGAGCUGUGAAGCUGUGCUGCAUGAGGAGCCCAGAGAAGAAGUGAUAAUCGACAGCAACAGGCGCACUCGCAAUCGAGUUGCUGCAGAAGAAUUACUACAUAUUGACCAGGACUAGGACCUGGACUAGGUGCAGCAUGUCACCGUACACCGGUACACGCCUUUGUAACGCCUGCUCCCA
This is a messenger RNA of Chlamydomonas reinhardtii, 1457 nucleotides long. RefSeq lists its product as uncharacterized. Gene Ontology annotation, molecular function: peptide-methionine (R)-S-oxide reductase activity. The transcript has 6 exons. The record is from RefSeq and is a predicted model, not a curated record. Bases 322 to 744 code for a protein of 140 amino acids. Gene Ontology annotation, biological process: protein repair; response to oxidative stress. NCBI's taxonomy places the organism in Eukaryota, Viridiplantae, Chlorophyta, Chlorophyceae, Chlamydomonadales, Chlamydomonadaceae.